This is a messenger RNA of Varanus komodoensis (Komodo dragon), 4629 nucleotides long. RefSeq names its product zinc finger protein 362 (gene ZNF362). Bases 842 to 2053 code for a protein of 403 amino acids. The record is from RefSeq and is a predicted model, not a curated record. The transcript is spliced from 9 exons. Gene Ontology annotation, cellular component: nucleus. Lineage: Eukaryota; Metazoa; Chordata; Lepidosauria; Squamata; Varanidae. Gene Ontology annotation, molecular function: DNA-binding transcription repressor activity, RNA polymerase II-specific; RNA polymerase II cis-regulatory region sequence-specific DNA binding. Gene Ontology annotation, biological process: negative regulation of transcription by RNA polymerase II.
UUUCGCUUUUCCCUGCGCUUCUCCGGAGUGCCAGGUCUGUCCUUCGUGGCAUUUUGUCCAUGUGUCUGUGUCGUGCUCCCCUGAACCGAUUCGCAGCCCUUUCCGGAUUGGCAUCCGCGCCGCAGCCCGGAUUCGCCGUCGCAGCGCUGGAUGCAGGCGGCUCGGUGCGCCCCGGGACCGGGAUGCGCGCUUUUUUGGCGAGCGGGGCAGGGCGCCGCAAUGGUGGCUAGCGAAUGUGCGGGUCGGGGUGCCCCCCCGGUCUGCCGAGUCUCCAUGGGUAGCUCACGAAGGGCAUUUUCUUUUGUUCACGUCUGCUUUGCGAUGCACCCUCCGGAGGCUGCCCGCCCGAAAUGCCAGACCUCCAGCCGGGGAGGAAGUUGGAUGUGUGGCUGGUUGUGAGCUGGGCCGGCAGGGAGGCCUCGGGAAGGUGGAGACAUUUUUGAGAGUCGGCGCACAAGUUUUGGCCAUCGUGGGGCAGGUCCUGACGACCCUUCUCCCGGCUGUGCGCCCAGCCUCGUGCGCGCGUGUGAGCGUGCGGACGUGUCCGGCUUGCUCGUUCGUUUCUUGAGGCUUUGGUUGCUUUGUUGGUGGCAGAGGAGGAGAAGUUCCAGCCGGGCGAGACAGAGCGGGCCUCCCAGGCAAAGCCGUCCCGCCAGGGCCCUAGCUUGUAUUAGCAGCACUUGGGUAGGAGCUGGCGAAGGCCCGCGCGCCCCCCAGCCGUGGGGACUGGUGCCCGCCCCCGCCUGCCCCCGCGGGGGACCGUCUGCCACCCGCCAGCCUGGAGCAUCGUCUUCACGCCCCCUCGGGCAGCUGCGGCCACCGGGCUUCCGAGGCCCGCCUGAUGGCGGAACCGCGCUUUAACAACCCCUAUUUCUGGCCACCCCCUCCCACCAUGCCCAGCCAGCUGGACAACUUGGUUCUAAUCAACAAAAUCAAGGAGCAGCUCAUGGCAGAGAAGAUCCGACCGCCACACUUGCCCCCGACCUCCGUGGCGUCCCAGCAGCCUCUCCUGGUGCCCCCCUCGCCUGCCGAGAACAGCCAGUCCAUCAUGUCCAUUCCCAAGCUUCAGCAAGUCCCCGGGCUGCACCCCCAGGCCGUCCCCCAGCCCGACGUGGCCCUGCACGCACGCCCGGCCACCAGCACCGUCACGGGUCUGGGGCUGGGCUCCCGGGCCCCAGCUGUCAGUACCUCAGAAUCCAGCGCUGGGACGGGAACCAGCACCCCCUCCACGCCCACCUCCACCAGCCAGAGCCGCCUCAUCGCCUCCUCGCCCACCCUUAUCUCAGGAAUCACCAGCCCCCCGCUGCUGGAAUCCAUCAAGACCAUCCAGGGGCACAGCUUGCUGGGGGCGCCCAAGGCGGAGCGUGGCCGCAAGAAGAUCAAGGCGGAGAACCCAUCGGGUCCGCCUGUCCUCGUGGUGCCCUACCCCAUCUUGGCCUCAGGAGAUAUUGGCAAGGAGGGCAAAACGUACAGGUGCAAGGUCUGCCCGCUCACCUUCUUCACCAAGUCCGAGAUGCAAAUCCACUCCAAGUCGCACACGGAGGCCAAGCCGCACAAGUGCCCGCACUGCUCCAAGUCCUUCGCCAACGCCUCCUACCUGGCGCAGCACCUGCGCAUCCACCUGGGCGUCAAGCCCUAUCACUGCUCCUACUGCGAGAAAUCCUUCCGCCAGCUCUCCCACCUCCAACAGCACACCAGAAUUCACACCGGAGACAGACCGUACAAGUGCCCCCAUGCCGGCUGUGAAAAGGCCUUCACGCAGCUUUCCAACCUCCAGUCUCACCAGCGGCAGCACAACAAAGACAAGCCGUACAAAUGUCCCAACUGCUACCGGGCAUACACAGACUCUGCGUCGCUGCAGAUCCACCUCUCGGCACACGCGAUCAAGCACGCCAAAGCCUACUGCUGCAGCAUGUGCGGGCGAGCCUACACUUCAGAGACCUAUUUGAUGAAGCACAUGUCAAAACACACGGUGGUGGAGCAUCUAGUGAGCCAGCACUCGCCUCAAAGGACGGAGUCCCCCGGCAUCCCUGUGCGGAUCUCUCUCAUCUGAAUUCUGGGGAGACCUUCCCCUUGUGUGGCACCCCCUCAGAUUCCGGAUCCGGAAGGGGAAGGACAGGACGGCUCGGAAUACGAUCCCACAAUCCACAGGUUCCGCACCACCUUUUCCACGUCCCUCCUGGCACAUAGUGCUUCUCCCUUGCAGCCAGAAGAAAAAGACCAAAUCUGGCUGGCAAGAAGCCUCGCCCGGACUGUGCUCGGGGGAGCGGGGCAGCUCCUCCUUCUGCUUGGGUGGCAGCCAAAGACGAUUCCAGAGCACUUUGAACUGACACGCCUCUUUCCUCCCCACAGCGCACAUGGGCACCCUUGCUUUGGGGUCUUCUCUGUGGUCUCUUUUCAGCCGUAGGGAUUCCCCUCACCAUUUCUAAUUUUGGAUACAAAAACGUUCUCUCCGUGAGCCCGCGACAGAGAAUGUCACAAAGGCCGGCCACGGACUCCUUCCAGACUUGCCCCGGGCCCUCCUGGACGGGAACGGGCCGGUGCCGUAGCUGCUGCUCUCUGCCGAUGGUGCCCACAAGUCCUGGAUGCGGGCCCACCUCAUCCGGCCUCCACAGGUUCCGUCACUGCUCGGCUCCCGGGCCAGGAAGCGCAGAGGGCACCGCGUCCCCCUUUCCAAGCCUUUGGAAGACUGUACGGUUGGUUGACUGCACGGCACACCCGGCACUGCGAGGGAUUGGUGGCUGCACCGGCGUGUCUCCCUCUCGGCAGCGCAGGGCUCCUGCUGCCAGAGCCUCAGCGGCAGCUGAGCCAGUGGCUUUGCAGCCCCCCGCCCCACCCCCCCGGUCUGAUGGACCCCAUGUUCAGCACUGGACAUGGCUGCCGCAGAGCCCAGUUGGCUUUUAAGCAGGGCGCUGGGUGGGGAGAGGGGCGUCCGGGCUGGGGUGGGAGCGGACGCACACCUGCUGGAAGCGCCCGACUGUGCCUGUUUCUGCGUGGGGCUCUGGCCAGCCCUCCUGCGCGUCACACGCUUGGCUCAGCCAGCGGCAGCUCCUGUCCUGCAUGCGCCGUUCUGUGUUGGCCCGAUGCUUGCUGGCCAGGCGGAAUGGGCGGAACACACGAGGAAGCCGGCCAGUGUCGCGAGGGCGUCCCGAUUCCCGGGGUCCCCCCGCCUGCCCGCUUGUGCAGCUCGGCACAUGCCCGCCCUUCAGCCGGGAGGCCCCCGGGCCAGGCGGACUCCGCUGGGAUUGCCAUCUGGUGCCUGAGCCAGCAAGCUUGGCCAGCAACGCGCAAGAGGUGCCCAAAAGCCCUGGCUUCUGGGCUCCCUCGGAGCGCAGUGGGAGGCAGGCAUUUGCCGGGCCCUGGGUGAGCCACGAUGCCCGGGGCCGUGUCUUCCGAACCACCUUCCAGCGUUUGGGGCAAGUCUUUCCCAAAGGGCUGCUCUUAAAGAACGCGGCACCCCACAGCUCUGGGUGCCGCUGCCAGGAGUGGUGGGUCUUGGGAGAGAGAGUGUCCCUGAGCUGAUGAUCUCUCCCACGCACCCCUUCUUCCGCAACGCUCUCGGAGCGGGAAUCGCAGGGCUGGCUGCUCCAUCCCCGGCCAAGGCCUUGGAAGCUUCCAAAAGCAGCAGCAGGGGGUGACAGAGGGACCCCAGCUACCUCCACUCCACACUUCCUCCGUAGGUAGACCCCCAAAGAACAGAGGGGUCGGCCAGUGGGUCCCUCUCCGUGAGCCCACGCAAGGGAAGAUGAAACUGCCACACACGGCCGGGCCCUCCAGCCCCCCAGCCACAAACACGCGCGUUCCCGUGUCCAGAACGGGACGUAGCAGCUCGGGGCGAUUCCCUGGUGGGCCGCACCAGAACGCCCCGUGGGAAGCCACCCCACGGUCUCCCCUGCGCAGCUCCCAGUGCAGAGCAAAUGAUGGUUUUUUGUGGCUUUUAGCAGUGUGUGUGAUGUCACGACACACCUUGACCCAGGCCGCUUCACCAGGUCCUUAGCCUCCCAUCCUGAGCAAAGCAGACAGUGUGGGGGGAGGAGCUUACCAACCCCCCCUUCCAAAAAACCAACAACUUAAAAAACACCUUUUUUGGGAUAUGAAUUAACUGUAUUUUUUUUUUUUAAGAAAACACUUUUUAAGCCUUAAAAUGUUAUCAUUUUUUAAAAUCAGGAUGUUUUCAUUGCUGGUCAUAUUGAUUUGAUUUGCUCCUUUUUCUGUUUCCCUUCUGUCUCCCUCUGUUUUGAAUUGACGUUGUAUGAUAUUCAAUAUUGUAGCCUUUUAUUUCCUUUUUUGGUCCGCAUGUUAAUAACUGUGUAAAUAGGGUUCUUAUACAUGAUGUUAACAGCUCUUUUUUUCUAUAUAAAAGCCCAGGACACAUCUAGCUAGGUUCCUAGUUAUUAUCAUACCUUAUUAAUGAAAAUGAGAGGAAAAGCAUCUUUAAAAGGGUCUCUCCCUCCCACCCCACCUGCCACCCUUUCCUCUCAAGUCUCGCAUCGUGGUUAAAGACAACAGGUGGGGGACGGAGCACUUCCUGCUCCCAAAAGCCGUUGGCAUUGUUUUAAAAUGGAAACAAAAUAAAAUUGCUUUGUAUUCUCUGUUGUGGAAAAAAAAAGAAUAAAACAGUCUUUGCAA